This is a messenger RNA of Acanthoscelides obtectus, 865 nucleotides long. The record is from the annotation of a GenBank genome assembly. Lineage: Eukaryota; Metazoa; Arthropoda; Insecta; Coleoptera; Chrysomelidae.
AAUUCUAAAAAGUAUUAGGGUAAAUCGAGAUUAUAUGGCCAUAGAGGAGAGAUGGCCCAACUCGAUAUUUUCCUAAAUAGUUAUUAGAGGGCGUUUUUUCCACUAUGGCGUAAUGUACUGUUGUGUGAUCGUGCUAUACUAGAAACUCUGAGUCAAUUAACUAAGUUUAAAAAUGCCAAAUAUUUACAAAAGAAAAUCAUUGGAGAGGGCCAAAUGGACCGAGGAGCAACUAAAAUCUGCAAUGAGUACUGUUAAAGAUGAGGAAUUAUCUGUACGUCAGGCUGGAAAAACUUUUGGUAUUCCGAGAAAGACAUUGGAAAAGCAGAUUAAACAGAAUGAAGACCAUAAGAAAAAAUUGGGUCCAGACACUUCUUUCGGGGCUGCACAUGAAAACAGACUGGUUCGACAUAUUAAAGAAAUGCAAAAAAGUGGAUUUCCACUUACUAGAGAUGAUUUGCGAACCAUAGCUUAUAAAUUUGUUGUUCAGCUGGGCUUGAAACAUAAAUUUAAUAAUGAGCUUCAGAAAGCUGGUUACGUUUGGCUGCAUUCAUUUCUCAUCAGACAUCCACAAGUAUCAGUUAGAAAAGCAGAAAGUUUGUCGUUGGCGAGGUGCACAGCAAUGUCUAGAAAUGUAGUAAUUGAUUACUUUAAAGUACUGCAGAGUGUUCUGGAAGAAAACAAUCUCUUGAAAAACCCGAAAAAUAUUUUUAAUAUGGACGAGAGUGGAUUACAAUUAAAUACAAGACCGGGGGAAGUUUUGGCAGUAAAAGGAUCAAAAGUAGUUUCGUCAGUUACCAUGCCCUACCCUAAAAUAUUAUAUUUUUUGUUAAAACCCAAUUAUUAAAAAUAUUACACGAUGAAAAAA